Racocetra persica is the source of this 120-nucleotide messenger RNA. Lineage: Eukaryota; Fungi; Glomeromycota; Glomeromycetes; Diversisporales; Gigasporaceae. The record is from the annotation of a GenBank genome assembly.
AUUAAUAAAAUCGAAGAACAAAAUGAAGCAGAAACCUACCAUAUUGAAGAAGGAGAACAAGAUGAUGACCUCUUAUUCUACAACUCUUGGACUGAUAUUGUUUCUGACAAAAACCCUGCA